AGAAAGGGAGGAGAGAGAGAGAGAGAGAGAGAGAGAGAGAGAGAGAGAGAAAGAACAACUUUUCCGAGUGUAUUUUUUUCACCCUCCUUUUAGUUUAAGCAAACAUUACGGAGAGAGAGAGAGGAUAAAUAAAUAAAUAAUAACUUGCAAGACUGUUUGGAUGGAAAAUGAAAGACUGAUAAACCGAAAGAGGAAGAGAGAAAGAAAAGGAGAAAGGAAAAUAAACACUCAGCGAACGGCUUCAGUCCUGUGUAACAGAUGACGGCAUUAAAAAUUGACAGUGAAGCCUGUGGCCUGUUGACAGACUAGUGCAACUUCCUUGACCAUGACAUCAGAACUGGACUCCAGUUUGACCAGCAUCGACUGGCUCCCAAAUCUGGGAAUGAAUAGUCUUCGCUCAGGGAAAGAACGAGGGGAGAGAAAGCGAGACAGAGGAAGAGAACAAGAUACGCCCCCAUCCAUCCCAAUCUCCUCCCCUCCACCAAACUCCUCCAAAGGGAAACCACCGCAUAGUUAUGCCACUCUCAUCGCAAUGGCAAUUAGCUCCGCUCCAGAGAGAAAGCUGAGUCUGAAUGACAUCUACACAUGGAUCAGUGACACCUUUCCAUUCUACAGCAGAGCUGGAAGAGGCUGGAAGAAUUCAAUUCGACAUAAUCUCUCCUUGAAUAAAUGUUUCCGGAAAGUUCCAAGACCACAAAGCGACCCUGGGAAGGGUUCUUAUUGGACCAUGGACGGACCACCUGAUCAGUCUCAGUCUAGAGGUGUUAAAAGGCCUUUUCCUACAAGCGAGGAUGAGACGGAGGCUGCUGAAAAUCCUCCACCCAAAAUGGACAAAACACACAUCAGUCAAGCGGAGCCUCACUCUUUUCCGCACGACAUCAAAACUACUCUGUCUCCACCUCCAUGCAAGCAGCGUCCACCCCCUGCCCCGUUAACUACAGCCCCUACUGCCUCCGUCCCAUCGACUGAACAGCCGCUGCGCUUCUCCUUCUCUGAUCUUAACCUUCCGGACCUCUACACUUCAUUUCAGUCUCUCUGUCGCUCUGUGAGAGAGAGAGUCACUUCACAGUCGGAUGCUGCGAGUCUGCUUGGUAUUCCGGGUGAUAUUGCACCGCUCCACACACCAACGCUGCCACCUCUGUCACCAAACCCCUGCCCCAGCACUAAUCAACCUACACACAUGAUCACUAGUGUAAACACCGGUACCAGCCUCACCCCUAACCCGAACCCGAGUUUCCUACCUAACCAAAACGCUGAGCCUGAUCGACUGCUCCACAACAACGUUGUUCCUGCAGACUGGUUCAGUAAUGCUGAGUCUUUAAGAGAGAGCUUCAGAAUUGCUAGCAGUUUGGACUGGUCUAAUAUAGACCUCAGCAAUCACCCUGACCUGGUAGCGAGCAUGCGUCAGGCAGAACUCUGUGAUUGGGCGCUGGAUCCGGUUGUCUUCACCUCGCUGUGUGAUUCGCUCAACCGUUUUUUUACUCACAGGGGCAUCGUUGGCUCUGUGUCUGGCAGCUCGUCCUCUCUGCACCAGAUAGCUUCACCUCUUACCAACAUGCCACCGGGCUCUCAUCCAACUCUGUCGCAUUUAACACAGCCCUCUCCACUCAGCUUACCUCCCCAGCUCCCGCACUGUAGCGGUGCUCCGUCUGUUCAGAGCCAAAGGAAAACUUUAACACCUCAAAGCCACAGCCAGAAUUCCCAGAGGAGCCUCGAAGGCCAGCCAGCUGCUAGCCAGCCUCUGCCUUCCAAUGCUAUUCCAGCACAGCCUUUGACACCUCGACAUCGACCCCCAAUGAAGCAGCUCCACAGCAACAGUGAAGAGAUUCAGGAUGAUUUUGAUUGGGAUUCACUGAUUGCCUGAACAUUCGAUGAAUCUUGUGGAUUUUGUGGAACAAUUUGAAAUACUGCAGAGCUUUAUUUAUCAAGAUGAGCACGUUUGUUUGAAACCUGAAAAUAUAAAAUUCAAGUAUUUGUAUAAGUAGCGGCUCUUCUAUAUGUCUAUCCACGUGCUGUAAAAAAAAUCUUUAUUCGAAAGUGCAUUGUAAAUUCUGUUGAAAUACUAACGGCCAACAAUAGAAAAAAUCUGUCAGAUAUAUAACCGAUGUUCCAGUGAGCUGCUCACGUUUCCACGUCUUGCCCUUUUAGCAGCAUUGAGUUAUUGUUGCACCUAGUGGUCAAAAAUGGGAACUACACCAAACGCUAAUGGGAGGCCCACAGGGGAAGGCAUUACACUGCUCCAUGCUCACGGAAGUAGCAGCAGACAGAAUAGUAAAAAUAGACUUAUUAAUAAACUUACAUAUAAACUAAACUUAUAUAAAUAGACUUACACCAAAAUUUAGUUUGUACACCAAAUUAAUAAAAGAAAGAAUUUUUAUUUAAUAAUUGAAAUUAAAUAAAAUACUGACCAGCUGGCAAAAUCUUAUUUUGGAGCAAGUUUUUGUCCUUCAUCAAUUCCCUGUUCAGGGUCGCAAAACACCGGCUCAUCAGAUCCAUACAUUUUUUGAUUCGGCACAGGUUUUAUACCAGAUGCCCUUCCUGACGCAACCCACCCGAUUUAUUCUAAUUUAGCCCGUAACGUGGCAGUGAGAGCAUGAGAUCCUGCCUCUGAACCGCCAGGUGUCUUGUUUGGCUUUUUACUUCAAGUAAUAAAUCUAAUCACUUUCUGCAAACAAAGGCAAAGUGUAAGUACUGACAGAGUGUUGAGGGGAAGAAGGAAGAAAAAAAGUUUCCAUGCUGCUAGACAGUAAGCUGGACUAGAUGCUGUUGGAUCUGUUAUUAUAGCAGCUAUUAUUGUGUUACUUUCUAACAUAAGAUGAGGUUGUAUCGCUGCACAUUAAUGUACAGUAUCUAUGGUCAUGAGCUGCUGGUGGUUAUAUGCUGCUACUCUCUAGCAGUAGUAGUAGAGUUGGUGUGUUUUGCCCACAUCAUUGUCAGGACACAAUUUCAUGUUGGCCUGCUAACCUGGAUGCCUUUAAAUACUUUACAGUGAGGUGAACAGUUCUUACUACUCACAAAAUAGGAAUACUGAUCAUUUUAGGUCAUUAGGGUGCAAGACAUGAAAUGCUGUCUACAGUUCUAUGGAUUUGGCAAAUGUUUUCCUGCCCUUUUCAUCCAUUAAAUAAUUAUACAAUAAAUCGAGAAACUAUUGAUCACCUACAAUAUAAAGAUCUUUUUAUCUGUUCCUGUUUCCACCGAAAAAACUCCAUUAAAAUAACUGAAAUGAAAACAUCCUUAGUUACUAUUCAUCAGCUAACUUGUUACUGAUGUUGGCUUUCGCUAUUUUAACUAGUGAUACAUUUUUUAUUACACUUGAAAGUGCUUUUGUAUGUUAAUGCUUUUUUUUUAUAUAGCUAAGCUCAAUACAUGUAAAUCUCUUGAGUCUAACAGGUGACCUGGGGCUCCUUCAAUGUAUUGUGACUGAAUAUUGUGUGAGAAAACAGUUCGAUGUUUUCAGUUCUCUUCGAUUAUUUUAGCACUUCCUUCGCAAAUGUUAACUUCCUGAACUUUACCUAAAUAAAUCAGGUACAAUUUUCUAA
This is a messenger RNA of Tachysurus vachellii, 3539 nucleotides long. RefSeq names its product forkhead box J2 (gene foxj2). NCBI's taxonomy places the organism in Eukaryota, Metazoa, Chordata, Actinopteri, Siluriformes, Bagridae. Gene Ontology annotation, biological process: regulation of transcription by RNA polymerase II. Gene Ontology annotation, molecular function: DNA-binding transcription factor activity, RNA polymerase II-specific; RNA polymerase II cis-regulatory region sequence-specific DNA binding. Gene Ontology annotation, cellular component: nucleus. The transcript is spliced from 10 exons. The coding region runs from base 326 to 1864 and encodes 512 amino acids. The record is from RefSeq and is a predicted model, not a curated record.